GAUGAAGGGAGGGGAGUGAGCAGAGCAGCUGAGAGAAACACUAAGGGGAGAAGGCAAGGGACUGGGAGAAGGGAGGAUGAAAGCUCAGCAGAAGAAGGAAAGACAAAGCAUGCUUUCUGCAAUGCUCCUCCUGCCUUUUGCCCUCUCUGUACUCCUUGCCCAGCUCAUCCUGAGUCGUUUCUCUGAUUCCCUGCUCAGCCUCUCUGAUAGUGCCCAUACCCUGUCUCUCCUACUUGUCCUCUGCCCCCCCUUUAUUCUCUCGCAUUCCCAAUGCCUUCCCACCUAUGUUCGCCUUCGCCUUCCAACUCUUUUUUCUUUUCUUUCCCCUCUCUUACUCUCUUCCCUUAGUUUCUCACUUACCUUAGGAUCCCUGGGACGCUUCGUCCAUCCCCAUCACCCACAUCGUCCAGUUCUCAUGUUUGCAGCAGGGGUGUUGGGACUGGGUUUUAAUGCUGUCUUUAUAGCAGCCACUGGGGCAUGGCAAGAGACUUGUUUAAACCUAACUGGAGAGACAAAAAGAAGAUGGCUGUUGAUCUUACGCCUUCUGGCUUUCUUGACACCUUCAUGUCUCCUGCUAGCAAGCAGCCUCACUCUCCACCUCACAGACACAGACAGUCCUGUUCUGCACUAUAUAGACCCUGCUCUUUGCUUGGUCUCUAUUGCUAUCCUCGUUACUUCAGUAUACUCCAGCAUGUAUGAGAACAUGUGCAUUUUACUUCAGGCUGUGCCAUCUUGCUCUGAUCUAUGUGGACUCAAGAAAGACCUAGAGAUACUUUGCGGGCCUGAAGGUCACCAUGAUCUUCAUGUUUGGGCCCUAGCCCCAGGGCAUGGUGUUGCCUCACUACACAUUCAUUGCUCAGGGCCAGAAGCAUACCAAGUCUUCCUGGAACAGGCCCAAAUACUCUUUAAGCGCCAUGGACUAAGCCUGGUUACAGUUCAACCUGAGUUUGGGGCACCUGGCCAUUGCAAUUUAGCUUGUGGUCCCUCCUGCACCCAACACCUCUGCUGCGAUUCUCAGGUGCUGGAAGAAAAGGUUAUUGUGCCAACAAACCCCUUACCUUGAUAUGAUUCUCUACACU
Xenopus tropicalis (tropical clawed frog) is the source of this 1079-nucleotide messenger RNA. RefSeq names its product probable zinc transporter protein DDB_G0282067. The record is from RefSeq and is a predicted model, not a curated record. The transcript is spliced from 3 exons. Bases 77 to 1063 code for a protein of 328 amino acids. Lineage: Eukaryota; Metazoa; Chordata; Amphibia; Anura; Pipidae. Gene Ontology annotation, cellular component: membrane. Gene Ontology annotation, molecular function: transition metal ion transmembrane transporter activity.